UAAUCAAAGAAAGUUGCCAGUUAGUCUAACAUUAACCAGUAUUCAUUCAGUACGGGUAUUUCUGGAAGUAUUAACUUAUUAAGAUGCAGAAGGCACUAAUUUCUUUGGCUGUACUGUCUUUGGUACAGUUAUCUUAUGCCGCAUUACCCGUUAGAGAAUUUGGUGAACCAAUGAAGACCGACUUUCAAAUGUGGCACGACAACUGUGAAAUUUACAUUCCCGGUGUAACCCAAAAAGAAAUCGAUAGAGUUAGACAAGGACACUUCGAUACAGAAAAUCAAGCUAUUAAGAAUUACGCUGCUUGUGUCUGGUUGGAAUCUAAAGGCAUUAACCUGGAUAUGAUUAUGAACAAGGCAAUCUUGGAUCUCUAUUUGCCUAGGAAAGUUGAGGAAGACGAAUACAUCGGUUAUUUGUUAUGUGCUAAAGAAAAUAGAGACAAAAAGGUAUCCUUUGUUGAUAAGAUCUGGGGAAUGCUCGAGUGCAAUUACAAAAGAAAUCCUAACGACUUUAUCUUCAUCUAAUACCACAAAUGGAAAAAAGGACCAACACUUCCUGUUUCUCGAAACAUUGGACAAAGAAAAUAAAGGCUAAUAUUUUUUAAUUAUAGGUUUAUAAACCUA
Molecule: messenger RNA, 620 nt
Organism: Diabrotica virgifera virgifera (western corn rootworm)
Lineage: Eukaryota; Metazoa; Arthropoda; Insecta; Coleoptera; Chrysomelidae
Exons: 6
Coding region: 84-521 (145 amino acids)
Molecular function (GO): odorant binding
Source: RefSeq, a predicted model, not a curated record